AAUUGCAGCCCAAAUAAAUUUCGGUUCGUGAUGAAAGCAGUAAUUUUCGUACUUUUUGCAAUUUCUGCCACAUUCGCCGACGUUGAAGAUAAACUUUAUUUGGCGUCCGUGCGAAAUCGCUUCAAUGAAUUUGUGGGAUGUGCGACUGUUAUUUCGCCCAAUUUGGCGAUUACAGCUGCGAAUCUCGUAAAAGGGAAACAACCACAAGAGCUCUUUGUGACGCUCGGCAAUCAUAACGACUCGAAUGUGGGAUAUUUGCAUCUGCCCGAGAUGUAUUUCAAUCGCGUCAUGGAUAUUUAUUUGAAUGAAAUUAAAAAUAAGACGGAUUGUGGAGGUAAUGAAACGGAAACGAGUCAACAACAGAAUCAAACGGCGACCAAUGCAAUUGAUAUUGCGGAAGCGGAUUUCAAGGUCACGGCGAUGAGGAAAAUUUUGGGCACCUCAAGUGUCAACAAAAUCCCCACGUCACACAUUCGAGCCGUCGAAAAGAUCAACAUUCAUCCAGAUUUCAAGGCAACCGGAAAAUUCGACUCAAAUAUCGCAAUUUUACACUUUGAACAUUCCAUAAAACUACAAAACCUGAAGCCCAUCGAGAUUGAUCCCUCUGAAUCGCUUCAAUCAAAUCACUCGAUGCUACUUGGCUGGACCCGUUAUCACGCUUACGAGAAAAACGUCACAAUUGUCAACAUGUCCGAAUGCAACGGAAUGACGCGAAAAAAUUACUCCAGCGACGAUUUCUUGUGCGUGAAAAAUCCGGGACAACCCAUUGCGGGUGCCUUGGGAAAUCCAUGUCUCGCUGGAUGUCCUCUCGUGAUCGACGACAAACUGGUCGCCAUGGUAACAGCUGGUCACAAAAAAUUAGCAAAAAAUAACAUGAUAAUGGCGAUCACCAAAGCGAAAUUGCUGCCAUUUAUACAAGCGGUUAAAAAUGGCGUCGAAUUGGGAGACGUGCCAGAAGAUUUAGUAAAAAAUGUCGUUGUCGAGAAUUAAAUUUCGAUUUUUCUUUAUUUUAAACCGCGAAUUUUGUAGUAAUUACGUAGCUCAAAGAAUAAAUAACUAAAAAUA
Molecule: messenger RNA, 1065 nt
Organism: Culicoides brevitarsis
Lineage: Eukaryota; Metazoa; Arthropoda; Insecta; Diptera; Ceratopogonidae
Exons: 3
Coding region: 31-990 (319 amino acids)
Biological process (GO): proteolysis
Molecular function (GO): serine-type endopeptidase activity
Source: RefSeq, a predicted model, not a curated record